Messenger RNA from Boleophthalmus pectinirostris (great blue-spotted mudskipper), 2230 nucleotides. It is a transcript of the gene chp1, whose product is annotated as calcineurin-like EF-hand protein 1. The record is from RefSeq and is a predicted model, not a curated record. Gene Ontology annotation, molecular function: calcium ion binding. The transcript has 7 exons. Lineage: Eukaryota; Metazoa; Chordata; Actinopteri; Gobiiformes; Gobiidae. Bases 340 to 927 code for a protein of 195 amino acids.
UUCACCUGUAAACGAAGCGCAGAGGGAGUGUGAGUAGUUUUGCGUAUUUUGAACCUGCCCUCUGCUCUUUUUCACCUCCUCCUUCAUAAAACAAGAAGAUCUCUUGAAGAAAACCCAUGAAAUCUGGACACAAAUACCACCCUCUUUAUAACAUCGGACAUAAACUAUUGAAAUAACAGCGAACAUUCACCAAUCUUGUUCUUUUAGCAUCUAGAUAGCCUUUAGCUGUUAGCUUGUUUGCUAACAACCGAGAACAAUUUGUGCUAAUAUCUGAUUAUAAGGAAAGACAAGUGUUUUAAAACCUCAUAAGAUAAUUUUAAACAUCUCAAUCUUCUCACGAUGGGGUCCCGUGCAUCGACGUUAUUGAGAGAAGAGGAAAUAGAAGAAAUCAAGAAGGAAACUGGAUUUUCUCACAGUCAAAUCACUCGCCUGUACAGCCGCUUCACCAGCUUGGACAAAGGUGAAAACGGUACUCUGAGUCGAGAAGAUUUCCAGAGGAUUCCUGAGUUGGCCAUUAAUCCUUUGGGCGACAGAAUCAUCAACGCCUUCUUCCCCGAGGGGGAGGACCAGGUAAAUUUCCGAGGCUUCAUGCGAACAUUGGCACAUUUCCGACCGAUUGAAGACAACGAGAAAAACAAAAAUGCUGCAACGUCUGAGCCUCUAAAUAGCAGAACAAACAAACUCCUCUUUGCAUUCCGGCUGUAUGACCUGGAUAGGGAUGACAAGAUUUCCAGGGACGAGCUGCUACAGGUUUUGAGAAUGAUGGUUGGAGUGAAUAUUUCAGACGAACAGCUCGGCAGCAUCGCAGACAGAACCAUCCAGGAAGCAGACACCAAUGGAGACAAUUCAAUCUCCUUCAGCGAGUUCAUGAAGGUGCUGGAGAAGGUGGACGUAGAGCAGAAAAUGAGCAUCCGGUUUCUCCACUAAGUUACAUUUUAAAGGUUUUUGGACACAAAUCAUUUCAACCUUUCCUCCAGCUGCUGCAGCCCUCAGCAAGAUGAAGUGUAUAAGUGUGUGGUAGUCACUCCUCAGUGCUCUUCAAACCAGGAAAAUGGAAGUUGUGUGCCUUGGGUAGUUUUAUGCAAAGUGAUCAGUCACACCUUUAUUUAUUAGAUAAUGAUUUUUAUUAUUAUUUUUUUUUUUACCAUGGUACAAUUAACUUUGCUUCUGUAGUACAUGCAAAAGUGAUUACUGUUUAUACAUCUUGCCAUAAAAAGGGUGGUUGUUUCGUAUUUUUUGUUAUUUGGUAUCUCCAAACUCAAUUCUAUUAUUACAGUUGAAUGCAAAAGUGGCUAAAUAUAUAAUUUCUAAUCCACAAGUGCCAUGGUUUAGGUUCUCUUAUGUUGGACACUAUAUCAGCACUAAUGAGCUAAAGAUAAGCUAAAGCUUAGUUUUUGCAUUGUAUCAUACAAGAUACUGCCAAUAAUUUGUGUAGGAUGAAGGACCUAUUUCAAAUGCUGUCCAAUGCUAAAACUUAAUCUGUGCUGAAUAGUUUUUAUUCCUCAUUAUCUCCCUGUCUCUGGGACUGGGGAGACACAGUAUUUGAUUUGAAAAGUACUGCUUUGAGUUCACUAAACCAAAAAUAAACUAGGAUUAACUUGGACUAAACAAAAACUUUAUUUGAGACCGGUAGGUCAAAUCUGACCAUAGUAUUACUAAACAUUUAUUUGAAAUUAAAUCAAGACUCCAGUUCUACCAGUAGACUAGUACAGAGUCUAGUUGUAUCUAUAUCACAGAGAAUCACUAUCAUAGGAUUAUAUUCACACAAUACUGAAGUAUCUAUUUUUGGGCAAAGGAAGGAAUUUAACCAAAACACACAAGUCUUUCAAGCAAGUUUCACCAAGAUCAUGUCACUAAAUGUUGUUUGUUCCUGCGAUCUGUUGUCCAUUUGCAUCGGUUUAAAUUGUUGACAUAAAAUAGGAAACCAACAUCUAUGCCUUGUUUAGUGUCAACAUCAUUCUCUUCCUGUCUGGUUAGUUUACCUAACCCCAAGGGAAAAUAUAGAUUAUUCUUUCUAUUAAUAUAUUGUAUGUACAGGUAGUCUUUAUAAACACUACGUCUUAUGCUUUAAUCUUAAUCUUGUGUGUUUGUUAAAUAAUUAUAAGUGAACCAUCCAGAAACUACUGCAAACAGCACGGCCAUUUUGUGAUCCUCGGUCAGAUGUAAUGUGAUUUUGGUCCAGCUGUCAUCAGUGAUUCUUGGAUUUGAUUUGAAUAAAAUAAGUGCCAUA